AAAUAAAAACUGUACAAGGGCGGAUAUCAUAGAGUGAAUGUCGCAGCUGCGACUAGAUUUUGAAGUGGUGGGAACAUUUGGGCGAGAAUGAAACGGAAAGAUUUCGGACAUUGGUGGUAAGAGUAAAAGGAUCGGAAGAAAAGGAAGUUGAAGAAGCGAAAAAGACAGAGAGAAUCAACAGGAGGGAAAGGGCGCGUUCGAUGAGAGAAGGAGAAUAAAGUGUAGAGAGAGGGAGCACGACCCUAGUAUCGAGGCGGACCAAGCUAACGACAACCAGUGUGGAAGGGACAGAGAAAUAGAGAGAGAGAGAGAAAGACGCCGCUUUUCGUUCUUCACUAAAAUCGUUCUUUCGGUCAAUCAUCAUGUCCAGCGAGUUUCUCGGAAAGCGUUACAAGCUCGCUAGCAGCGAGAACUUUGACGACUUUAUGAAAGCUCUCGGAGUGGGUAUGGUAACGCGAAAAAUGGGUGCGACAGUUAGUCCUACCGUCGAACUAACGGAAAAAGAUGGAGUGUAUACUCUGAAGACGACUAGCACUUUUAAAAACACCGAAAUUAAAUUUAAGCUCGGGGAGGAGUUUGACGAGGAGACUGCAGACGGCAGGAAAGUAAAGAGCGUGUGCACUCUGGAAGGUAACAAACUCGUCCAAAUGCAAAAGGGUGACAAAAACACUACGAUCGAGAGGGAAUUCGGACCUACAGAAAUGAAAGCAGUCAUGAAAGUUGAUGACAUAGUCUGCACAAGAAUUUAUAAGCUUCAGGAAUAGAAGUUCCAAACUUGAAUACUUGAAGGAGCACAAUGUAUGUGUGUUCAUCUUGAAGCACUCUAAAAACGUGUAAAUUGUAUUGCUUGUAACGUUGUUUAAACGCAAAUGAGGUAUAUAUCUAUGCGUUAAUGCAUAAUAUUGGACGUGUUUACGAUUUAUUAUAUGCUCUGAAGAAAUGUAAUUGACAAAAUUACUCACACAAUAGUUUUUCUACGAAGUCAAGAAACACGAUUACGAAUCUCAAGUCAAGUUUAUUAUAUUUUAAAUAUAAUAUGUGAUGCAUGCGUUAUAAAAUUGCGUUAUAAUAUAUAUAUACAAGGUGUCCCAGAAUUGGUGUGACAUCUCUCGUAGGUAGGUAGAAAGAGUAAAACUG
Molecule: messenger RNA, 1137 nt
Organism: Pseudomyrmex gracilis
Lineage: Eukaryota; Metazoa; Arthropoda; Insecta; Hymenoptera; Formicidae
Gene: fabp
Product: myelin P2 protein
Exons: 4
Coding region: 363-764 (133 amino acids)
Biological process (GO): fatty acid transport
Cellular component (GO): nucleus; cytosol
Molecular function (GO): fatty acid binding
Source: RefSeq, a predicted model, not a curated record